Molecule: messenger RNA, 1716 nt
Organism: Macrosteles quadrilineatus (aster leafhopper)
Lineage: Eukaryota; Metazoa; Arthropoda; Insecta; Hemiptera; Cicadellidae
Product: eukaryotic translation initiation factor 4E-binding protein Mextli-like
Exons: 14
Coding region: 23-1660 (545 amino acids)
Biological process (GO): regulation of formation of translation initiation ternary complex; positive regulation of translation
Cellular component (GO): cytoplasm; RNA cap binding complex
Molecular function (GO): eukaryotic initiation factor 4E binding; translation initiation factor activity
Source: RefSeq, a predicted model, not a curated record
UUGGGAAGAUAAACCUAGGAAAAUGGCAGCCCCACCACUGAUGAGAAGCUUAAGCACUAAAGCUGAACAGAACAAGAAACUUCAACGACCUCGACCUCUUAGGACGUCUAGCAGCCAAAGCAGAAUAUCUGCAGACUUCACCAAUAUUGACCACUUACAAGAACUCAUGAUCUUAGUGGAUAGCGUGAGUCAGAGUAUUCUUGAUCAGAACUACUCCGACAAGUUGAUCAGCAACAUUACGGCAAUGAGUGUGAGACUGAAACAGAAUGGUUAUCAGCUUGAAUCAAUUUACAAAGAUCAACUUGAUCGAGCAUUCAAUAUAUUUCGGGAUGGUUGCCAAAACGAGUUUCUUCUUUGUUCGACGAGACUUCAUUUGUUACAGUUAGUUGAACUAAGAGCUAAUCACUGGACGGAUACUGAUAAAACUCAAUUUUACUACUCUGCAAAAAUGGCUGCUGAGAUGGAACCUUCUAUUACGACUCCUGAUACGAAUACGACAACGAUUCCGAUGACAACCUCCUCUCCUCCCACCCCUCCAGUCCUCGGACCGGGAGAGGUACUGAAGACAUCUGGAAAAUUCUCGAAACCUACAAAAAUACCUGGGAAAAACUACUGCAAAGACGAAGUAGUGAUCAGGAACAGUGACUCAGGAAAAGCAGAAUACAUGAGACCGUUGAUAAUCAAAAGUCCGGUGGUGUGGAACACUGCCCGCUACCUUUACCCUCCUACCUUCUUUCCUCGUCACGCUCCCAUCUACAUGGGUCCUCCUCCUAGACCUUGGGCUGUGAAUCCUGGGGCUAAAGAACGCCUCGUUCAAAUAACAGGACCAAGCGAAGACAAAAUCAAUAACGCAAGACAACUGAUGGAAGAUACGAUCCGUCGCAAUGCUUCGCCAAUCCGGGAGGGAGGCGAUAGAGAGAGAAUCGGCGGUUCCAAUUCUAGUCUGAACAGCAGUGCUUCCGAUGAAAGCGGCCGUAACCCACUCCAAGCAUUUACACUAGCAGGAUCUCGGCGUUCACUUCCUCACAGCUUUUCAACCAAUGAUGCCAACCUUGGGGAGUACAAAUAUACUGUGACACUUGGUCAUGAUGUGGUCAAGAUCACGGGUACCAACCACGACGUAGUAAAGAAUGCCAGAUUGGUGCUAGAAGAAUACUACAACAUUUGGCUGCAAAAGAAUUACAGUGGCGACUGCUUCGGGAUGGAUGAGGAUGUUUUCCUUGACUCGGCUGUGGCUGCGGACAUUGGGAUGAUGCACCUAAACCCUCUAGACCCAGGUAAUGGUAAGACUCAUCCAGUGUCGUCCAGUAGUGGGGACAGUGACGAUGUCACCUGUAUCAGCACAAUCACUCCGCCAGACGCUGGACUGGGGUAUGCGCCGCUGUAUUCUCCAUCAGUAUCAGAACCCAUUGACACUACUCCUCUCUCUCCGUUGUCGUUGGACAGUGCUCACACUCGUAAGUACAGCCGAGAGUUUCUUCUGUCUUGCUCCCUGUCGCAGCACUCUCACGCGACCCCUCUACAAUGGCCCUCCAUCAGUGAGAGAUUUCCUGCCAUCGUCAAGAAGCAAGUUCCAUUCAACCCUGCAGCGUUUUUAGCCCGUCCAGUGUCGUCUGCAGUCAUCAGCCCGUCUCAGUGUCCCAACGAUGACUCCGAUUAAUCUUGGGAUCAUCAAUUGCACAUCUAGGAGUAUACUUGUCAUAUUGUCACCCUAAC